This is a messenger RNA of Cyclopterus lumpus (lumpfish), 1289 nucleotides long. Its product is annotated as transgelin-like. The record is from RefSeq and is a predicted model, not a curated record. Bases 219 to 824 code for a protein of 201 amino acids. Gene Ontology annotation, molecular function: protein binding. The transcript is spliced from 5 exons. NCBI's taxonomy places the organism in Eukaryota, Metazoa, Chordata, Actinopteri, Perciformes, Cyclopteridae.
GUGAAAUAAGAAGACAGGAAGGCAUUUCUCUCUCUCUCUCUCUCUCUCUCUCUCUCUCUUCUGUUGAAUGUGGUGAAGUCAUAUAAUUCAGACAAGGGUGUUUGUGCUGUAUUUGUAUUGGCAGUCAGCACUGUGUUGCAAAGAAGAAGAGCGGGAUCACAGCAACGCACGCCCUAACUCACCUGUAUUCACCUGAAAGCCACUACACAAAGAUCAGCAUGUCAAACAUUGGUCCUUGCUUUGGUCUGUCUCGGGAGGUACAGAGUAAGAUUGAUAAGAAAUAUGACCCAGAACUGGAGGAAAGGUUGACGGAGUGGAUCGUCGCUCAGUGCGGCCCUGAAGUGGGCCGGCCAGAGCCAGCCAAGACCGGAUUCCAAAACUGGCUCAAGAACGGAUGUGUGCUGAGUGAGCUCAUCAACAGCCUGUAUGCUACCAACAAGCCGAUAAAGACCAUUAAGACCUCCAGCAUGGUGUUCAAGCAGAUGGAACAAAUAUCCAUGUUCCUCAAAGCUGCAGAAAACUACGGAGUCACCAAAACUGACAUAUUUCAGACUGUAGACCUCUUUGAAGGCAAGGACAUGGCUGCUGUCCAGAGGACCCUGAUGGCUCUGGGUAAUUUGGCUGUCACAAAGAACGACGGGUGUUACAAAGGAGACCCCAACUGGUUCCACAGGAAAGCCCAAGAGAACAGGAGAGAUUUCUCAGAGGAACAGCUGACCGAAGGCAAAAAUGUCAUCGGCCUGCAAAUGGGCACAAACAGAGGAGCAUCUCAGGCUGGAAUGACGGGCUACGGACGACCCAGGCAGAUCAUCAACAACCCGUGAAUCCGUGCAGAGCUGAAACACUCCUUCGUCUGCCCUCUGAAAGGCCAGCGAGGACCAUGAGGAGAAGUGUAACCUGACUGUUUUCGAGGCUAAACUGGACCAAAACAGGGACCAAUGAGAAGAUGUGCACACACUUCAUGUUGAGUAGGCCUCCACAAAUAGAUUCCUUAAAUAGUGUAAGUAAAGUUGACAGAGCAUUUGACAUAGUGAAUUGUAAAUUAUAGUUUUUUCUUAAAGGACAAUUCCAGUUGUUUUGCAUGUUUUAACCCACUUCCUAAAAAUCAAAUGUGCUUCACUGCAAAGCACAAGAUUUUAGAUGUCUUACCUUCCAAACAUCCAGAGGUUUCUCCAUAACACAAUCUGCAGUUAGAUUUGUAAUCAAUGUGUCGGACCUUCUUUUUAGCGUUUAAUACGUGAUAUAUAAUGAGAAUGAUUUUUGAAAUAAAGUUUGAUUUACCUUUUAAA